AAUGCCCAUGUGUGUAAAAAAUAAUUAUGUUAUUUUAUUCUUUUCUGAUAGUCAUCUCCACUACAUGGUACCAAGGAACUUUACAGAGGUUUCAGAAUUUCUUCUUCUGGGAUUUUCAGAAGAGCAAGAAUUGCAGCCCCUCAUAUUUGGGGUUUUCCUUUCCAUGUACCUGAUCACUGUGUUUGGAAACCUGAUCAUCAUUCUGGCCAUCAGUUCUAACUCACACCUCCACAUACCCAUGUACUUCUUCCUCUGCAACCUGUCCUUAGUAGACAUCUGUUUCACCACCACCACCAUCCCAAAGAUGCUGCAGAACAUCCAGACCCAGAGCAAAGUUAUCACCUAUGAAGGCUGCAUCAUCCAGAUGUAUUUUUUCUUGCUCUUUGCAGGAUUGGAUGACUUUCUCUUGGCUGUGAUGGCCUAUGAUCGUUAUGUGGCCAUCUGCCACCCCCUGCACUACAUGGUCAUUAUGAACCCCCAGUUUUGUGGAAUUGUGGUUCUGGUAUGCUGGAUCACCAGCAUCCUGCAUUCCUUAACACAAAGCUUACUGGCAUUGCAGCUGUCCUUCUGUAGAGACUUGGAAAUCCCUCACUAUUUCUGCGAACUCAAGCAGCUGGUCCAACUUGCCUGUUCUGAUGCUUUUCUUAAUGAGUUGGGUAUGUAUUUUUCAGCUGGACUUCUGGGUGGUGGUGCCCUCGCUGGUAUUCUAUACUCUUACUCUAAGAUAGUUUCCUCCGUGCGUGGAAUCUCAUCAGCUCAGGGGAAGUAUAAAGCACUUUCCACAUGUGCAUCUCACCUCUCAGUUGUCUCCUUAUUUUAUUGUACAAGCAUGGGAGUGUACCUUAGCUUUGCUGCUGCCCACGGCUCACACUCAAGUACAACAGCUUCAGUGAUGUACACAGUGGUCACACCCAUGCUGAACCCUUUCAUCUACAGUCUGAGAAAUAAAGACAUAAAGAGGGCUCUGAAAACUUUUUUUAGAAUGACAGUUAUAAAAGGACCAAUUGUUCUGGGGUUCAAGAAGGACCCGUGA
Molecule: messenger RNA, 1033 nt
Organism: Hippopotamus amphibius kiboko
Lineage: Eukaryota; Metazoa; Chordata; Mammalia; Artiodactyla; Hippopotamidae
Product: olfactory receptor 7A17-like
Exons: 1
Coding region: 2-1033 (343 amino acids)
Biological process (GO): G protein-coupled receptor signaling pathway
Cellular component (GO): membrane
Molecular function (GO): G protein-coupled receptor activity; olfactory receptor activity
Source: RefSeq, a predicted model, not a curated record